CUACUCACUUGUUCCGAUCUUUAACGGUGCCGUGGGUCCGAUUGAUAUGACGUCGGAGCUUUGUCAGAGACGUGGCCGUGACUAUUACCACGGACUCUUCCUCUCAACUCGACGAGACAGCACCGCCAAUUGACCAUAACACCAUGUCAUCCCGUCAGCUUUCGCGAUUACCACGGCUGCACGCACGGCCCUGCUUCUCGAUACCAGCACUCUCCACGGUACAGCGCCGCCAUCUGUCGCUACAAGAACUCGAUGCCGCCAGAAAAGAACGCAUCCUCAUCCUCGGCAGUGGCUGGGGCGGCUUCGGCCUUGCCCGCAGCCUGGACACCAAGUACUACCAGCCCGUCAUAGUCACACCUCGCACCUACUUCGUCUUUACGCCCUUGCUCGCCGGUACUGCCGUGGGCACGCUCGAGUUCCGCACGGCGAUGGAGAGCUCACAUUCGCUGAAGGGGGUGGAGGUGAUACGCGGGUGGGCCAGCGGGGUGGACGUAGCCAACAAAUCCCUGCACGUCUCGGGCACCGUCGAGGACUCCGGGUCCGGGAUCGAGACGUUCUCCGUUCCAUACGACAAGCUCGUGGUGGCAGUGGGGUGCUACGCGCAGACGUUCAACAUUCCGGGGGUUAAGGAGCACGCCUUCUUCCUGAAGGACGUGGGGGACGCGCGGCGGAUCCGGCGGCGGAUCCUGCAGCGCUUCGAGGACGCGAACCUGCCCACGUGCUCGCCGGAGCGUGCGCGCGAGCUGCUGCACUUCGCCAUCGUCGGCGGCGGGCCCACCGGCAUUGAGUUCGCGGCGGAACUGCACGAUCUGCUGCAGGAGGACCUGGCCAAGAUCUACCCGCGGCUGGUUAAGGAGGCUGCGAAGAUCACGGUCUUCGACGUCGCUCCCGCUAUCCUCGGCAUGUUCGAUAAGAAGCUGCAGCGGUACGCGCAGGGCGUGUUCGCGCGCCAGGGCAUCUGCAUCCAGACGUCGCACCACGUGCUGGAGGUGCUCGCCGACGCCGUGGUGACGGAGGAGGAGGGCCGCGUGCCCGUCGGCGCUGUGGUGUGGAGCACCGGGCUCGCGACGAAUCCGUUUGUCAAGGAGGCGCUCGGACGGCCGUUUAAACUGUACCCCGACGACCCGAAGGCGAGCGAGUGGGAGAUCCUCAAGACGCCCAAGAGCGGGCAGAUCGGCGUGGAUACCCACCUGCGGGUGCUUACCACACCGUUCGACAGCGAACGUCCCGCGCCGCUCGACGAUGUCUUCGCAAUAGGAGACUGCGCUGCCAUCCGACAUCAGGUCCUGCCUGCUACCGCCCAGGUCGCUAAUCAGCAGGCGAACUGGCUCGCGAAAACUUUGAACAAGGCCGCGAGAGCAACCACCACCCCCACUACCACCCACACCACCACCGCCGCAACACACCACAAAUCCCUUGCAGACGUCGAAACGCAGCCAGAGUUUAAGUUCCGCAGUCUCGGGAUCAUGGCGUAUCUCGGUGGCUGGAGGGCGAUCACGCAGAGCGGUGGCACCGACGUUAAGGGACGCAUGGCGUGGCUGCUGUGGAGGACGGCGUACCUUACCAAGAGUGUUAGCUGGCGGAAUAAGUUGCUGAUUCCUACUUAUUGGUGGGUCUCCCAGAUUGGCUGUGGGGUGAGGCGGAAAUUGGCUGCCUCAACGCUCCUCACGUCGACGACGGGCACCCAUACGACGACGACGGGUAUGGGCUCGUCUGGCGAGCGGAUCCUGCACGUGCGGACUGUGCGGGCCUUCCGGUGGCCGACGCUGGCGCUCGCGCUGCUGCUGAGCAUCCUGUUCAUCUGCGCGUCCGUCACUGUCGGCACCUACGCGUACUUCUCGUAUGUCCAGGGACGGCUGAUGGUGGUUGUGCCUUGGUACUACUACUUUCUGAUCGCCGUCGCGAGCGUCACGCUCAUCUUCGUUUUGACCGUGAUCGCGCUAUACCACAUCCACCUACUCCUGCCCCUGCCAAUCCUCCUGGUAUCAUUCAUCCUCUUCGUCCUCUGGCUCACAGGACUGAUCAAGUCCUCGAUCGAGCUGUGGGGGCCCAUGGGCAGCGUCAACGACAACUGUGUGCGCUACGUGUACCAGGCGGGCUUCUGGGGCGGGCGGACACUCGACACGCUUGCACGCAUCCAGCAGGAGGGGAUGUGCAACCUUUGGAAAACGGCUUUUGCGGUGGAGAUGAUCGCGUGCUUUUGUCUCGUCUGGUUGGGCAUGGUUAGUUGGCAGGUUAGGGCCGCGGCUGGGUACUAGGCGCAAACACGCGCACGGGAGGUGUACCAUAGGCUCGGCUAGAGGGGAGAGGGGGAGGGCGGGCUCAUGUGCAGGUGGUGGGUGGUUUCUUACGUCUAACGUCUGUCUUACGUCUUACGGAGUUGUGGCUUUCUAUGUUUUUUGCUUUUCGCUUUUCGCGCGCGCGGCUGGGAAGGUGGGGGGAGGGGGUGGCAUUGCUGUAACGAAAUUUUGGAUGUGACGAUGACGAUAAUGAUACCCGGUGGGACUCGGAGGAAAAGGGG
Molecule: messenger RNA, 2521 nt
Organism: Tricharina praecox
Lineage: Eukaryota; Fungi; Ascomycota; Pezizomycetes; Pezizales; Pyronemataceae
Product: pyridine nucleotide-disulfide oxidoreductase-domain-containing protein
Exons: 4
Coding region: 144-2258 (704 amino acids)
Molecular function (GO): NADH dehydrogenase activity
Source: RefSeq, a predicted model, not a curated record